This is a messenger RNA of Hypomesus transpacificus, 2097 nucleotides long. It is a transcript of the gene ufsp2, whose product is annotated as ufm1-specific peptidase 2. NCBI's taxonomy places the organism in Eukaryota, Metazoa, Chordata, Actinopteri, Osmeriformes, Osmeridae. The coding region runs from base 130 to 1512 and encodes 460 amino acids. The transcript has 12 exons. The record is from RefSeq and is a predicted model, not a curated record.
ACGUUGACUAAAGACACGUUUAUAACGCAUCAUCAAAUUGAAAACAAAUAUGUCAGCCUUCGAUGUAGUUUGGGCAUAAGAAGAAGGAAGGUUUAGCAGAACAACAAAAUCUUUAUCGAAGGUUUAAUAAUGGUUGUCUCUGACUCAAUCAUCUUGCGAGUGAAAGGUCCUCUGGAGUUGAAGUGCCAGCUGGAUAGCACCAAAGUGCCACACAUACAAUCGAUGAUCAACAAAACUUUUGAGGCCCUCUGCUCAAAAGUGAAAUCAGAUUCCCUCGUCCUAAACGUUUGUAAUAGUCCAGUCUUUAUCUGGCCUAACAAAGAUGUAUUCGCAAAAUCUGACAACAUCACGGCUAACACAUCGUGCAUGGAUCUUCUACACUUCCAGACGGACCAGGAAAGCACUAGCAAGAAAUCAGGAAAAAAGAAAGGAAAAAAGAAUAGCAUCAUAAACAUGAACCUGAUGACCGAGGUGACAGAGCCAGUCCUCUCCUCAGCCCCUGUGCUACACAGAAGCACAAAGCACCACUUCAUCCACACAAUCCUACCCAUGGACUGUGUGGUCACUGUGCCUAUUGAUGAGACUCUCAAAGUUGCAUGCGGACGCCUGAUGGGGGCGCUCAGCAGCCAGCUGUGUGAAAUGCAGACUGUAACCCUUCAGCACAUGAAGGAAACAGUCGUAUUGGUGCCACAGGCAUUCCAUUUCCUCCUGCCUGAACCCACAGGACUGGUGACUGUGAUCUACCCUGCUGGGGUGCCAGACUCUCAGCUGGAUGUUGUUCGAAAGGAGUUGCAUCAUCGGUUUGAGCUGCCAGAUGAUAAACCCUAUCUCAAAAGAGCCAAUGCCUUCCACUUCCCUGAUGAGCCCUACAAAGAUGGCUACCUCAGAACCCCUCAUGUUAACCUUAAUCACCCCACUCUGGAGAACGGCAAGCUGUAUCUGGUCCAGGGGGUGUAUUGCUACCACCACUACAUGCAGGAUCACAUGGAUGAUAAUGGCUGGGGCUGUGCCUACCGCUCCCUCCAAACCAUCUGCUCCUGGUUCCUGUGCCAGGGCUAUGUGGAACAAGCUGUGCCCAAUCACAAGGAGAUACAAGAGGCCUUGGUGGCUGUUGGGGACAAGCAGAACAACUUUGUGGGCUCUCGCCAGUGGAUCGGCUCUAUCGAGGUCCAGGCUGUGCUUAACCAGCUCCUGGGAGUCACCUCCAAGAUCAUGUUUGUCAGCCAAGGUUCUGAGUUGGCCUCAAAAGGCAGAGAAUUGGCCAACCACUUCCUGGAAGAAGGAACUCCAGUCAUGAUUGGUGGUGGUGUAUUAGCACACACUAUCUUAGGCGUGUCGUGGAGUGAGACCAGCGGUCAGAUUCGCUUUCUUAUCCUGGACCCACAUUACACUGGGGCUGAGGACCUGCAGGUCAUCACAGACAAGGGCUGGUGUGGAUGGAAGGGACCUGAAUUCUGGGAUCAGAAUGCCUACUACAACCUGUGUCUGCCUUUGAGACCAAAGACCAUCUGAGUUCUGUCCUCAGUUAACUAUAAUUGUUUCAUAUGUGCCACAGGAAAAAAAGAAAAUAAAAUGUAAAAAUAAACAACCUGUAAUUAAAGGAAAUGUGAUGUAUGGUACACUGUAAUACACACAGGCUACAGUGUUCUACAGGCUUUAAAAGUGUGUUAAUUUCUUUAAUGUUGGUAAACUGUACAAAUACUAUGACAUUUACAGAAUUAUCCCAAAGAUACUCCUGUGUUGGCUGUGUCCAGGUUCAUUGUCCUGUUAUGGGUCAGAAUAACCAGAAAUGCAUACUGGCUUGUAUAUUUGAAUUCAUCUCAUGAAAUACUACAUACUGUAGUGUAGAGGGUAUGUAACUAAAUUGUUGACUGACAAUUAUUAGUGCAGUAUUAAACAUAUUUUUUUCCUUUGACAUGGGCCAACCAGCAGAGGGUAGUAGAACAGUACUAAUCCAAGGGUUUUCUAUGUUGUUUGAACCUAUUCACAAUUUGGAUGAUCGUCCCUAUUAUAUCCCAUGUCGUAUUGUUGAUCGUAAGAGAGUAUGAUGUUUAGAAAGACAUUUGAUUUAUUAAAAACUGUUUUUGAUUACUGAUA